Trichoplusia ni (cabbage looper) is the source of this 2600-nucleotide messenger RNA. RefSeq lists its product as uncharacterized. The record is from RefSeq and is a predicted model, not a curated record. The transcript is spliced from 13 exons. The coding region runs from base 158 to 2236 and encodes 692 amino acids. Lineage: Eukaryota; Metazoa; Arthropoda; Insecta; Lepidoptera; Noctuidae.
AUAAAUAAUUAUGUAAUACCUUUUUAGUUACAAUAAAACCUUCUUCAAUAUUUAUAGAGUAGAAGCUUAUUGUCAUUGGACGCUAAAAAUAAUGUCAAUUAUUGAUUGCCACAAAAAACGUGCAUUCUAUUGUGAAAAGUUAUAAAUAAUUUUUAUAAUGGUGUUAGAUGUACUCAGGAUAAUAUUUAAUAAGUUCUGGAAGGUAAUGAAUUUGGUAUUAGUAUGUUCAAAAAGACUGUAUGGCACUCAGCGGCUGGCGUUUGGAUUGCUGGUGGGAUUCUCUAUGUGUGCUACAACGAUACUAUUUCUUUUCAAUCAAGAUCGACCUCGGCCAAUUGGUUUGAAUGAUACUAAAGUGCUAGUCCAGAGUCGUUUGAAGGAGAUAAUAUUAUUAGAGAAAGGCACGGGAUGUGAGAUGCCAGAACUGGACCCAUUCUCCGCCGAAGCAAUGAGGUUCAUUGUAGAUCUACCGAAAAUUAAAUGUGAAGGCUUCGAUUGGGUUAAAUGUGUUAAAUCACAAUGCUUCGUUGUAACUGAAAUAUUAGAGACAAUGAAGGACAUAUCUUGCACAUACAGAGAGAUAAUAUACGUGAAUGAUAAACUAUACCUUAUAGAUAAUCCGGUUAAAGUGCGCGGCGGAAACGCUUAUAAUCUGAACAGGAGUGACCAUGUCAAAGUCUCGUGUUCCGGUAUGGAUAAAACAAGACCUAGCAUUGUAUCAACUCGUUGGUACGGCUACAAGGCUGGCUUCAGACCGGUGGCUGUGAGGAAAAAGAGGCCGAUGGGCUUGGACAACUACAACGUAUUGGUACUCGGGUUCGAUUCCGCCUCGCAUAACGGUUUCAUGAGGAAAAUGCCAAAUAGCUUUAAAUAUUUGUCUGAGAAAGCUGUUAUUUUGAACAGAUACAACAUAGUGGGUGAUGGUACCCCAGCAGCUUUGUACCCCAUCUUGACGGGGCGGGCUGAGGAGGAGCAUCCUGAUGCCAGGAAGAAAGCAACGGAACAACGAUAUGUGGAAGACAGGCUGUUUAUAUUCCACCAGCUGAAGGGAUAUGGCUACCGAACAGCAUUCUUCGAGGACAUGCCCUGGAUAGGCACAUUCCAAUACAGGUUCAAUGGCUUCCGCAAGCAGCCGGCAGACCACUACCUCAGGGCUUUCUUCUUGGAGGAGAAGAAGUACUGGAUGGACGGCCUUAACAAGCAGAACCAACAUUGUGUUGGGGCCAUACCCCAGUAUAAGUUUAUGUUGGAUCUUACUGAUCAGUUUCUCCAGCUAGACGGAAAAAAGUUCUGCUUCACAUUCAUUGUAGACGUUGGGCAUGACAACUUUAAUCUGAUAUCGAACGCUGACGAGGAUCUAGUUGCCUUCCUGGAAACCCUGGACCAGAGGAAAGCGUUUGAAGAUACGCUGGUCAUCAUCAUGGGGGAUCAUGGGUCUAGAUUCGAGGGUAUCCGAGAAACUUACCAAGGCAAGUUGGAAGAGCGACUUCCGUUGAUGGCAAUAAUGUUGCCGGACAGACUGAAAGCUCUAAGGCCAGGUGUAGAAGAGGCUCUAGCUCGCAACAGAGAUGUGUUGACGACGCCCUUCGACAUACAUACCACACUGUUGGAUGUGUUAGGGCUCAAGAAGAGGAGCAGCAAGCAUAAGAUACCAGGUUCUGAUCUGCGAAGAGCCUUGAGUUUGUUGGAACCGAUCCCAGAGUCCCGGUCAUGCGCCGAAGCCGGUAUAAUGCCUCACUGGUGCGCUUGCACUAAAUGGUUUAACGUGUCCAUCUCGGACCCCAUGUACAAUCAUAUAGCUACUCUGUUAGCCGAGUUUAUUGACGGGAUCAGCAAGGAACAGAGAGCCAAAUGUGUCACCAGACAGCUGGUACAAGUAGACUGGGUGUUGCACAGAAGUGUCAACUCUCAACUCCUCAAGUAUGGGUACAAGAACGAAAUGGACACGUUUCUUGGGAACCCCAGGAAAGUGGCGCCAAGACCUGAAAAGGAAUAUUAUCAGGCUAAGAUUGUUCUGAGUCCCGGUAGAGGUGUGUUUGAAGGCACCGUGACCUACUACCCACAAGCAGACUCUAUCUUGAUCAGUGAGAAGGAUAUUUCAAGAGUUAACGCGUAUGGCGACGAAUCGAGCUGUGUAACUGAAACACAUCCGCAUUUAAAUAAGUAUUGUUAUUGUUCAGAAAUAUUUGUGACCAGAUCUCCCAACCCACCGAUGUUCAUUAGUGAUGCGCGUUAGGUUUAUCUAUUUUAAAGACUGACUUAUCGAUAUCUUUGUAUAGUUUGUGAUUGUAUGAUAGCCUUUUUAGGGUUCCGUAACCUAAGGGUAAUAUAAAAUCGUGAUAGCACGACAGUUAAAAUUAUCAUAGAUAUUAUUAUCAUAUAUAUUUCUGUUGAAGCUAAGCUAAGCGAAGGUUGUUAAAGUCACAAGUUUCUUAGCGACAUAUUGGGCCUUUUUGAGCGGAACCCUAAGAGUCGAAUUCGACUCAUACUUAACCGGUUUUUAAGUUGUAAAUGUUGUGUGUUUUUAUAAUAAAAUCUUUCUACAUAUUUCUUUUUCGUUUUUUUUUAUUGAAUUACUGCUGCAGUGAAGUUUAAAAAGU